Cantharellus anzutake is the source of this 2385-nucleotide messenger RNA. RefSeq lists its product as uncharacterized. Lineage: Eukaryota; Fungi; Basidiomycota; Agaricomycetes; Cantharellales; Hydnaceae. The record is from RefSeq and is a predicted model, not a curated record. Bases 1 to 2385 code for a protein of 794 amino acids. Gene Ontology annotation, biological process: proteasome-mediated ubiquitin-dependent protein catabolic process; protein linear polyubiquitination. Gene Ontology annotation, cellular component: ubiquitin ligase complex. Gene Ontology annotation, molecular function: zinc ion binding; ubiquitin-protein transferase activity; RNA binding. The transcript is spliced from 2 exons.
AUGUCCGCUUCUAAGGCCUGCGCGUACUUUGCAAGGGGGAGCUGCUCCAAAGGCGCCAACUGCGCGUUCUUGCACCCACCAGGUCCUGAAACGCGUCGCAGUCCUAGUCCCUCCAAUCCUGCGGGAGCCCGCACACCUUGUUCCUUCUAUCAGCAUGGGGAUUGCAAGAAUUCCAAAUGCAACUUCUCACAUUCCGCCCCUCCCGCCCCUGCUGGGCCUGGUGGGCGCAAACCUUGCAUAUACUACCAGCGAGGGAACUGCACAAACUCCAAAUGUACAUUCUUACACUCGGUUGAUCAGAGGGAGACGAGAGAGGACAUGGAUGACACUACUACGAGAACUAUGCUAGGAUGCACAGCAACAUUGACCAGCGGUCUUCGCGUUACCAAGGUUUCCCUGGACCUUGAGUCGACCUGUGUUAUCAUCAGUAAUCUUCCUGAGGACGUCGAGGAGGCUGCUCUUCAGAAGAUACUCCGUCCUAUUGGCGAACACAAAAUUUCCUUGAUGCUGAAGGCGCUCCGUCCUAUGGCGCGUGUAGAGUUCGAAACCCCAAGCUUGGCGUCUUCCGCUGUUGCGGCGGUUGAUAAAAAGUCGUUCCACGGCCAUGUGAUCACAGCUCGACUUGCGCCACGCCGUGAGUCUGGUGAAGGGGUCUUGCGAGACAAGCUUCUCCAAGUGACGUGGGAUGAGCCGACCGCGACAGCGUUCGCGUACUUCAGCAACCGAAGGCAAGCGCAACUCGCCGCGGAGAAGUUCGAUGGAUCUCCUAUUAGGGGGAAAAUGAUUUCAACCAAGUUCCAGGUCCCCAAACCAAACCAAAGAGCAUUAUUCAGCGUAGUCAUCACCAACUUGAUUGAGGAUGUCACGAAGCCCGAGAUAAUCAAGUUAAUCAAGUGUGACGACGUGACGAUCCAACAACCCCCAUUCUUGCAUUUGGCUUCGUUCGCCAGGUUGUCUGAGGCGCUCGAGGUGGGAGGGCCGGGGACCCUGGAGUCUGUUAAUCAUGUCCCAACACUGCCAUCGGAUCCUAAAUUGAAGGCUACUGCCGUUUACGCGGUCGCAGAUCAAGCCGAAAAAGCGGUGGAGACACUUCAUGGCAAGAAGUUCGAUUUCUUGAACAACAGCCCUCUUUGGCUGUCACGUACCCCCUCCGUCAAGUUUAGUCUCAAGCGAGAACAAUUCCUCGCUAUUGAACCGAGACUCACUUCAAUAGAGGCCGAACACUCUGGGACAGAGUUUGACUUCCGCAAGUUCGUGGAUGAGAAGUCCACAAAGGCCACUCUUCGUGUAACGGCGCCGGACGCUCGCUCCUUGGGACAACUCAAAUUGAAGAUAGAGCGGCUUUUUCGCGGGGAAAUUAUCUUCGACGAAGACAACAAUGUUUGGGACGAGGAGCUGCUUACUCAGAAAGGGCGAAUCAUUAUCGGCGACAUAGCUCAGUCCAAAGGCGUGUAUGCUCGCUGUGAUCCUAUCAAGCAGCAUAUCUUGCUAUUUGCUCCAGACGACUCGACUGGACAGGAAGUGCGUAAACGUAUUCUCUCCCGGGUCAACAAAAUGCGGAACAGUCGGCGCUCAUUCAAACUCAAUCGAUCCAAAUUUGGAGUGAUUAUGAGGUGCGGACUAGAAACCCUUCGCGAACGAUAUGGACAAGAAAGCGCCAAGGUCAAUAUCAAAAAGUUCACGCUGUCUGUGUCUUUGAAAUCAGACACCGAUUUUAAAUGGGUGGAGGACUUUGUUCGAGGCCUCGCGGAAUCAGUGCGGUCGUGGGUUGUCGGGGGUGUUAAAUGUCCCAUCUGCUUGGGUAGUGUGACUGGUGGUUUGACCCUCUCAUGUGGUCAUGAAUACUGUGGCCGAUGCCUGGACCACAUGUUUCAAAGCGCGUCCUUCCCAUUUACGUGCUUGGCCGAAGAAUGCGGCGUGCCAAUCCGGCUCUCGAUUAUCAAAGCUCGCCUCGGUUCUUCGGUGAUGGAGAAUCUCUUAGACCUCGCCAUGGAAACUUACAUCAAAGAACACCCGGAAGAAUACAGGUUCUGCCCUACCUCGGAUUGUGCGCAUAUUUACGUCCCGGGACCCGGAAAUUCCGUGCAUCAGUGCAAAGGCUGCCUUACGGAGAUUUGUACGUCAUGCCACGUCGAGGCUCACGCAGGCCUCACUUGCGCGGAGCGUCAGGAACUGUGCGACCCAAUCGAACGAGUCUUCACCCGAUGGAAAGCGGAGAAUGAUGUGCGACCGUGCUCACGAUGCCGGGUCCCUAUCCAGAAAAAGGGGGGCUGUAACCAUAUGACUUGUUCGAUCUGCAAAGCGGACGUCUGCUGGGUCUGUAUGGGUCUUUUUGAUGCCGAUACCAUUUAUCCCCACUUGGAAAAGGUCCAUGGGAAAGUCUAG